AUUCCCAGGUUCCUGCCGAUGCCGUGCCGCGCGCCCUCACGCCACCAUUCCUGCUCGCCACCUUUGUAAUUGCUUAGAGCAACGUGCAUGUGCUUGGGUAACCUUGAGACGUCAAACAUCUGAUUUAUCAGCAGAAACAAUAACGACGAGGCCACGCACAAUUAAUGUGAUGUAAACUGGUCUUGGCAACCGGACGACACCCGGCUGGGCCGCUUCCGACUGGCUGUGGGGCGGCCGGUGGGAGGAGCCUCGCUGCCUCGGCCCAUAAAUACCGGAGCAUCCGACGAGUCGACACAAUUUUCCCUACACUCUGUGAGAGGACAGAACCCUCUGAUUUCCUUGUUGUGUUACUCAAGCCGAGUGAAUGAAGAUGCGGGCUCAGCGCUGUGUAUCCCCCGUUCAGGCCGUCAUGGGGGUGAUGGACGGCAAAGUGCACAAGGCGCCACCCAAGACCGAGGGCGCCGAGGUGCUCAUGUAUAUGGAGCGGCUGCAACAUCUGGUGCCAUUCUGCCCCAAAGAUCGACCUGUCACCAAGCUGGAGCUGAUUCAGUCUGUCAUCGACUACAUCUACGAUUUGGAGGACGCCCUCAGCUCCUGUGGGGAGGACUCGUCCUCCGAGGAGGAGAUGGAGUGUGUGGAGAGUUCCUGAGAAGGGACGUGGAGUUCGUCGCCUAAGGUCGCCAUGGGUCGAAAGGCGACGACGACGCGUCCAGAGACAGUCAGGGCGCCAGGGUAGUGAGGAACUGCUGACGGAGGGAUGUGACCAAGACGCUGACAUGAGGCGUUACCUCUAGAGCGUCCCCUGAUAGGUGACCUGACCCCGCUCACCUCCCAUCACUGCCCCACACCGUCCACAACUCCCACCAGCCCUAUAGGCAGCGUGAGCAUGAAGCUUCAACGCAGAGGACCAGCUGGCAUACAGAAGUUCGGUUAUGGCUCCUCGUGUUUCGUGUUAGUUCACAACUCUACGGCCGACCCGCGCCAUUUCUGGCUCGUGGUGGACGCGUAGCCACGUGUUCUUAGGAUCGCGGCCCUGGCAGCACGGACACAUCAGCCUCGGGGCAUCAGGGAGCUACAGCCUUGGGUGUGGGCAUCGUUGGGGAGGGGCGGGGCGCAGCGUCCCCUGCAGUUCUCCGCCACCGUAGCACCGCCCUUUGCAGUCUCGUGACUUCGAGACUUAUGUUUUUACACAUAAAGUAUACGUGUUUUCUAUGAAAAUAAAUAUCUUUUGCAUA
Messenger RNA from Portunus trituberculatus (swimming crab), 1235 nucleotides. RefSeq names its product protein extra-macrochaetae-like. NCBI's taxonomy places the organism in Eukaryota, Metazoa, Arthropoda, Malacostraca, Decapoda, Portunidae. The transcript is spliced from 2 exons. Bases 365 to 649 code for a protein of 94 amino acids. The record is from RefSeq and is a predicted model, not a curated record. Gene Ontology annotation, molecular function: protein dimerization activity; transcription regulator activity. Gene Ontology annotation, biological process: negative regulation of transcription by RNA polymerase II; cell differentiation; circadian regulation of gene expression. Gene Ontology annotation, cellular component: cytoplasm; nucleus.